[Torrubiella] hemipterigena is the source of this 1298-nucleotide messenger RNA. Lineage: Eukaryota; Fungi; Ascomycota; Sordariomycetes; Hypocreales; Clavicipitaceae. The record is from the annotation of a GenBank genome assembly.
ACCUCUGCGCACCUUGCAUUACGGAAAAUUCAGUUUUGUUUUCUUCUUACUGUUCCUUUCUCGUUCUUUUUUGGUUUUUGUGUUUGCAAAACGUCAUGAAUUCAGUCUUUAUUUAAUAUUCUCUCAGCCAUGGAAUCUCCGUUUCCGAAAUCAUCCUCCUCUGCUGGCGGCGGCAUCAUCGUCUCAGCUCCGUUGCCGGCGGGAGGCAGCUCACUGCGCACAAUGACAUUUCAAUACCCGUUGAAACUGAUUUCUCCGUCCCCUUCGAGUACGCAUAAAAGUGUACUUGUAUUCUUACUCUCUUACGGCGGCGGGCUUGUUGGUGGUGACAAAGUUGUGCUUGAGGUAACUGUUCUUGCUGGCUCACGACUCAGCUUAGUCACACAAGGUCAUACCAAGAUUUUCAAAUCCCCGUCGCCAGAUGUCAUCACUAGUCAAGUGAUGAACUACAGAAUUGAAAAAGGCGGAGCUUUGUGUCUGCUGCCUGAUCCUGUCCAGCCGUUUGAGGACAGUGUCUAUACACAAACGCAGAAAUUCCAUGCCGAAGAGGGAUCGUCUCUUUGUUUGUUGGACUGGGUUACUCAAGGACGAGGUGCUAGAGGAGAAAACUGGAGUUUUGUCAGUUGGACAGGGCGGAACGAAGUGUGGUUGGCAGCCAGUGACGCAACGGCUGCUGAUCGUUUGCUCGUGCGAGACACAGUCAUCCUGGACGGUGGUGGAGGGCAUUCCGGAGAGGGACCUUUGCGUGACACUAUGAAUAAAAUGGGAUUGGUUGGAACUCUAAUUCUGCGCGGCGAUAUGAUGAAGCCGCUGGGCGACUUCUUUCUAUCAGAAUUUGCUGUUCUUCCACGACUAGGCUCUCGAGAUUUCAGAACAGCAGAAGAUCGACAACAAGAAGACAAAAACAAGACGGAACUUGAACUUUGGCGAUCAGAAAGAUUAGAAGGAGAAAAACGAGAUGGGAUCCUGUGGUCCGCUGCCAAUGUCCGAGGCUGUGUUAUUGUCAAGUUUGGCGCACCAGCCGUUGAGGCGGGACGAGAGUGGAUAGGAAAUAUGAUUGCACAGGAAGGAAGUCUUGAAGAGCUUUUUGGAAAAGGAGCAUUAAUGUGUAUAGAAUAAGGUAAUUAUUACUUGAUGUUUAUGGGCGUUCUGCAUGCGUAUUGUAUACAUAGAGAAAGCUUCACAACAGGAAUCCAUAUCUACAACAACCAACGCUACACUUCAGUUCUAUUAUGUUGUUUUACUGUAUAGUCGAUUCCCAAUAUAUAAACUAAAUAAUUUAUAUCUUUUUAUUACCA